Molecule: messenger RNA, 4680 nt
Organism: Salvelinus namaycush (lake trout)
Lineage: Eukaryota; Metazoa; Chordata; Actinopteri; Salmoniformes; Salmonidae
Product: receptor-type tyrosine-protein phosphatase T-like
Exons: 32
Coding region: 1-4680 (1559 amino acids)
Biological process (GO): protein dephosphorylation
Cellular component (GO): membrane
Molecular function (GO): protein tyrosine phosphatase activity; protein binding
Source: RefSeq, a predicted model, not a curated record
AUGACGUGUUUUGUUGCCUUGUCCAGUGCCUUGUUGCUCCUGUACUCCCUGUACACUCAUGACUGUGAGACCACUCAUGCCUCCAACACCAUCAUUAAGUUUGCAGACGACACGACGGUGGUGGGCAUGAUCGCCGAUUGCGAUGAGACAGCCUACAGGGAAGAGGUUAGAGCCCUGGCACAGUGGCAGGAAAACAGCCUCUCUCCCUCAACGGUCAAGCCACAGAGCCGACAGGAGCAGACUGAGGCAUCUCCUCCACAAAAUAAUUCGGCCAGGAAGGAGCUUUUCGAGGAGACCUUUGCGAGCAAGGACACAAGCAAGACAUUUUCCAACACCCUUAAAGAGGAGGUGGCAUCCUACAAGGCAGCAAGCGGCAUUCCAGUGGAUGGCAGUUGUUCGUUUGAAGAGCACUACAGCAGCUGUGGCUACAGUGUGGCCCUGGGGACCAAUGGCUUCGCCUGGGAGCAAGUCAACACUUGGGAGAGGCCCACUAUGGACGCGGCUGUUCCCACAGGUUCUUUCAUGGUGGUGAACGGCUCGGGCCGGGCGUCGGGGCAGAAGGCCCACCUGCUCCUGCCCACCCUGAAGGAGAACGACACCCACUGCAUCGACUUCCACUACUCUCUAUCCAGCCGCGAUGGCUCCAGUCCCGGGGUGCUCAACGUCUACAUCAAGGUGAACGGCGGCACCCAGGGAAACCCUGUGUGGAAUGCCUCCGCCUCGGUGACCGAGGGCUGGGUCAAGGCCGAGCUGGCAAUCAGCACCUUCUGGCCCAACUCCUAUCAGGUGAUAUUCGAGGCCAUAUCCGUACAGGGCCAUCCAGGGUUCAUCGCGGUGGACGAAGUCCGAGUAUUGGCCCACCCGUGCCGGAAAGCACCUCACUUCCUGCGGCUGCAGAAUGUGGAGGUGAACGUGGGCCAGAACGCCACCUUCCAGUGUACUGCUGGGGGGAAGUGGUCCCAACACGACCAACUGUGGGUACAGCAGUGGAACGGUAAAGAUACAGCCCUCAUGGUGACGCGGGUGGUGAACCACCGACGUUUCUCAGCCACCGUCAGUGUCGGGGACACGUCCCAGAGGAGCACCAGCCGCUACCGCUGUGUCAUCCGCUCCGAUGGCGGCUCCGGGGUUUCCAACUACGCUGAGCUCAUCGUCAAAGCUCCCCCCACACCUAUAGCCCCUCCGGAGCUCCUGGCGGUGGGUGCUACCUACCUGUGGAUCAAGCCCAACGCCAAUUCUAUCAUCGGGGACGGCCCCAUCAUGCUGAAGGAGGUGGAGUACCGCACCACCACAGGCAACUGGGCUGAGACCCACAUCGUGGACGCCCCCACCUACAAGCUUUGGCAUUUGGACCCCGAUGUGGAGUACGAGAUCAAGGUUCUGCUGACCCGGCCCGGCGAGGGGGGCACAGGACCUCCAGGACCCCCGCUCAUCACCCGGACCAAGUGUGCUGACCCAGUCCACGGGCCUCAGAAUGUCAAUGUAGUGGACAUUCGGGCCCGCCAGCUCACCCUGCAGUGGGAGACUUUUGGCUACGCCGUGACGCGCUGCCACAGCUACAACCUAACAGUGCAGUACCAGUAUGUGUUCAACCAGCAGGAGUUUGCCGCCGAGGAAUUGAUCCAGACAUCAUCCCACUUCACCCUGCGGGGCCUGAGGCCCUUCGUCACUGUACGCCUUCGCCUGGUCCUCGCCAACCCAGAGGGAAGCAAGGAGAGCGAGGAGAUCGUCAAGCAGACAGAGGAGGAUGUUCCUGGCUCUGUUCCUUUGGAAUCCAUCCAGACCGGACCGUACGAGGAGAAGAUCUUCAUGCAGUGGAAGGCACCUAACGAGACCAAUGGCGUCAUCACGCUCUACGAGAUCACCUAUAAGGCUCUGAGCUCCUUGGACCCCAGUGCAGACCUGACCACCCAGCGUGGCAGGGUGUUCAAGUUACGCAACGAGACCCAACACCUGUUCAUGGGGCUCUACCCGGGCACCACCUACUUCUUCACCCUCAAAGCCAGCACCAACAAAGGCUUUGGACCCCCUGUAACCACCCGCAUCGCCACCAAGAUAGCAGCCCCAUCAAUGCCGGAGUACGAGACAGACAUUCCCCCUCUGAAUGAGACGGACACCACCAUCACAGUUCUGCUGAAGCCUGCGCAGUCCAGAGGAGCUCCCGUCAGUGUCUAUCAGCUGGUUGUGAAAGAGGAACGCAAACAGAAGGUGCGGCGGGCGGCCGACGUGCUGGAGUGCUUCUCCGUCCCGGUCAGCUUCAAGAAUGCCUCCAUCUUGGAUUUGCCUCACUACUUUGCAGCGGAGCUCCCGCCUACAUACCUGACUGUGGUGCAGCCUUUCAGCGUAGGUGACAACAAGACCUACAAUGGCUACUGGAACCCCCCUCUCUCUCCAGCCAAAAGCUACAGCAUUUACUUCCAAGCCCUGAGCAAAGCCAAUGGGGAAACCAAAAUCAACUGUGUGAGACUGGCUACUAAAGGCGCGUCCACCCAGGACUCAGACGCUGUGGAGCCCGAAAAGCAGGUGGACAGCACCGUCAAGAUGGCCGGUGUCAUCGCAGGCAUUCUCAUGUUCAUCAUCAUUCUACUGGGAGUGGUUCUCACCUUCAAACGCAGGAAACUGGCCAAAAAACAGAAGGAGACGGCCAGCAGCAGCAGCACCCAGAGGGAGAUGGGGCUGGUGAGCACGGCUGAUAAGAGCACCACCAAAGUCAGCACUCUGCACAAGGACGACCCCUUCUCCACCAGCAGCCAGGACAUCAACGGUUUCACAUCCCCCUCUCCCUGCUCCUUCUCUCUGCAAGGCAAAACGCUGCAAAGCAAAUCCCUCUUGAAUUCCUACUACUCAGACAGCAGCCAUAGUGAGAUGGCCCAGCCAUCGUUGACCAUCCAGACAUACCCAUACGGGGGCUGUGAGUCAGUGGAGAUGUCCUACCAGGCCGGACAGUUCCAGCCGGCCAUCCGUGUAGCCGACCUCCUCCAACAUAUUACCCAGAUGAAGUGUGGCCAGGGAUACGGCUUUAAGGAAGAGUAUGAGGGCCUGACCGAAGGACAGGCGGCCCCAUGGGAGACCGCCAAGAAGGAUGACAACCGCAACAAGAACCGAUACGGCAACAUCAUCGCUUAUGACCACACUCGAGUCAGGCUGCAACUGCUGGACGGAGACCCCCACUCAGACUACAUCAACGCCAACUACAUAGACGGGUAUCAUAGACCAAGACAUUACAUCGCCACACAAGGCCCCAUGCAGGAGACAGUGAGGGAUUUCUGGAGGAUGAUCUGGCAGGAGAAUUCCGGCAGUAUUGUCAUGGUUACCAACCUGGUGGAAGUGGGCAGGGUGAAGUGUGUGAGGUACUGGCCUGACGAGACUGAAGUGUACGGAGAUGUCAAGGUGACACUGAUCGAGACAGAGCCACUGGCCGAGUAUGUCAUCCGCACCUUCACAGUACAGAAGAAGGGCCACCACGAGAUUCGAGAGAUCCGUCAGUUCCACUUCACCAGCUGGCCUGACCACGGGGUACCCUGCUAUGCCACCGGCCUCCUGGGCUUCGUCCGCCAGGUCAAGUUCCUCAACCCGCCCGACGCUGGCCCCAUUGUGGCCCACUGCAGUGCCGGGGCUGGAAGGACAGGCUGUUUCAUAGCUGUGGACAUCAUGCUGGAUAUGGCUGAGAACGAGGGAGUGGUGGACAUCUUCAACUGCAUCCGGGAACUGCGCUCACAAAGGGUUAACAUGGUGCAAACCGAGGAGCAGUAUGUUUUUGUCCACGACGCCAUCCUUGAAGCCUGCCUGUGUGGAAACACGGCCAUCCCAGUCUGUGAAUUCAGAGCCAUAUACUACAACAUCAGCAGACUGGACCCACAGACCAACUCCAGCCAAAUUAAGGAUGAAUUUCAGACUCUGAACAUCGUGACUCCCCGGGUUCGGCCUGAAGACUGUAGCGUGGGACUGCUCCCCCGGAACCACGACAAGAACCGCAGCAUGGACGUCCUGUCUGUGGAUCGAUGCUUGCCCUUCCUCAUCUCCGUGGACGGAGAGUCCAGUAACUACAUCAACGCUGCCCUCAUGGACAGCCAUAAACAGCCAGCAGCCUUCAUCGUAACCCAGCACCCACUGCCCAACACGGUGGCCGACUUCUGGAGGCUGGUGUUCGACUACAACUGCUCCUCGAUAGUAAUGCUCAAUGAGAUGGAUGCCGCACAGUUGUGCAUGCAGUACUGGCCCGAGAAGAGCUCCUGCUGCUAUGGCCCCAUCCAGGUGGAGUUCAUCUCAGCCGACAUCGACGAAGAUAUCAUCAACCGCAUCUUCAGGAUCUGCAACAUGGCCAGGCCCCAGGAUGGCUACCGUUUGGUGCAGCAUUUCCAGUUCAUCGGCUGGCCCGCUUACCGCGACACGCCCCUGUCCAAGCGCUCCAUCCUGCAGCUGGUGAGACGUCUGGCCAAGUGGCAGGAGCAGUACGACGGGGGAGACGGACGCACCGUGGUCCACUGCCUGACUGGUGGUGGACGGAGUGGUACCUUCUGUGCCAUCUGCAGCAUCAGUGAGAUGAUCCAGCAGCAGAACAUUGUAGACGUGUUCCACACCGUCAAGACGCUGAGGAACAACAAAUCGAACAUGGUGGAGACUAUGGAACAGUAUAAAUUCUGCUAUGAAGUUGCUCUGGAGGCCCUUAGCGCAUUCUGA